AUGAGUGGAGGACGUGGCUCACUGGAGGAGAUGAGGGAGGACGUGGGCUCACUGGAGGGAGAUGAGCUGAGGACGGGCUCACUGGAAGGAGAUGAGGGAGGACCUGAGGACGUGGGCUCACUGGAGGAAGACGAGUGGAGGACAACGGCUCACUGGAGGAAGACGAGUGGAGGACAACGGCUCACUGGAGGAAGACGACUGGAGGACGACGGCUCACUGGAGGAAGACGAGGAGGACAACGGCUCACUGGAGGAAGACGAGUGGAGGACAACGGUCACUGGAGGAAGACGAGUGGAGGACAACGGCUCACUGGAGGAAGACGAGUGGAGGCAACGGCUCACUGGAGGAAGACGAGUGGAGGACAACGGCUCACUGGAGGAAGACGAGGGGGACGACGGCUCACUGAGGAAGACAAGUGGAGGACGACGGCUCACUGGAGGAAGACAAGUGGAGGACGACGGCUCACUGGAGGAAGACGGUGGAGACAACGGCUCACUGGAGGAAGACGAGGGAGGACAACGGCUCACUGGAGGAAGACGAGUGGAGGACAACGGCUCACUGGAGGAAGACGAGUGGAGGACAACGGCUCACUGGAGGAAGACAAGUGGAGGACGACGGCUCACUGGAGGAAGACAAGUGGAGGACAACGGCUCACUGGAGGAAGACGAGGAGGACAACGGCUCACUGGAGGAAGACGAGAGGAGGACAACGGUCACUGGAGGAAGACGAGUGGAGGACAACGCUCACUGGAGGAAGACGAGUGGAGGACAACGGCUCACUGGAGGAAGACGAGUGGAGGACGACGGCUCACUGGAGGAAGACGAGUGA
This is a messenger RNA of Homarus americanus (American lobster), 828 nucleotides long. Its product is annotated as transcription elongation factor SPT6-like. Bases 1 to 828 code for a protein of 275 amino acids. NCBI's taxonomy places the organism in Eukaryota, Metazoa, Arthropoda, Malacostraca, Decapoda, Nephropidae. The record is from RefSeq and is a predicted model, not a curated record. The transcript is spliced from 2 exons.